AGUAAAAAUAGGGUACUUGCUGGCUGGCGGCUUGUGUGUUGCGCUGGGCAUAAUAAACACCUUGGCGGUCACUGAACACUCUAAUUGGUUGCCACCGCAGCGAAACCCGGUAGAGGAGACUGAAGAUGGCCCUCAGCUAACCUGCGCCUUGUGUUGCUCUGUUGUCGGUUGGAUUUACAAAAACGACGGCUAGCUGGGUGCUAACGCUAGCACGCUAGCUCUGCCAGGAGCACAUAGCAACUGCUGCUAGCUAACGUCACUGGACUGGUACUCUUUACUCCCAAAGGCUGCCGCUAUGUUCGUCCAGGAGGAGAAGAUAUUCGCCGGGAAAGUGUUGAAAAUACACAUCUGCACCAUGGACGGCACGGAGUGGUUAGAGGAGGUCACUGAAGACACCACUGUUGAGAAACUGAAGGAGAAGUGCUUGAAACAUUAUGUACACGGGAGUCUAGAAGACCCCAAAACACUUACCCACCAUAAACUCAUACACGCUGCUACAGAACGAGUCCUCACAGACACCAAAACUGUCGCUGAUGAGAAUCUCAAAGAUAAAGAAGUUUUGCUGCUCAUAAAGAAAAGACCGCCGCCGACCCCUCCAAAGAUGGCAGACGUUAGUUCAGAUGAAAAGAAGAAACAAGACAACAAGGCUCCAGACAAAGAUGCAAUUCUAAAAGCCACCGGCAACCUGUCCACACGCCACACUGACCGCACUGUGACCCAGCACAACAUCCGAGAUUUUCAGACGGAGCUCAGAAAGAUCCUGGUUUCUCUCAUUGAAGUCGCCCAGAAGCUUCUAGCCUUGAACCCUGAUGCUGUGGAACUUUUCAAAAAGGCCAAUGCGAUGUUGGAUGAGGAUGAAGAGGACCGGGUGGAUGAAACAGCCCUUCAGCAGCUCACUGAGAUGGGUUUCCCUGAGAGCAGAGCCAUCAAAGCUCUCAGAUUGAACCACAUGUCCGUCACACAGGCGAUGGAGUGGCUUAUCGAGCACGUAGACGACCCCACUGUAGACGCACCCAUACCUGGCCAGGACUCGUCCGGGGCAGCAGGGGCCACGGCUGCCGCCACACCGGGCCCCUCGGCGCCAGCCUCCGGUCCGAACCUUCUCCGCAGCCUCUCCAGCCAGUCGAGCACAGAAGCGAGCAUCCGGCAGGACGAGCUCACAGAGAUCUUCAAGAGGAUCCGCAGGAAACGGGAGUUCAGACCGGACUCAAGAGCUGUCAUUGCGUUGAUGGAGAUGGGGUUCGAUGAGAAGGAAGUGGUCGAUGCUCUGAGGGUGAAUAACAACCAACAGGAUGCUGCGUGUGAGUGGCUGCUGGGAGACAGGAAACCUUCCCCAGAAGAUCUGGACAAAGGCAUCGACACCAACAGCCCGCUGUUCCAAGCCAUUCUGGAGAAUCCAGUGGUCCAGUUGGGUCUAACCAAUCCCAAGACCCUGCUAGCGUUUGAAGACAUGCUGGAGAAUCCUCUGAACAGCACCCAGUGGAUGAACGACCCCGAGACAGGCCCGGUCAUGCUCCAAAUAUCCAGAAUCUUCCAGACCCUCAAUCGAACAUAGAGCUUCCUGGUGACCCCCUGUGUGACAGGCAGCUUGUGUGUGUGUGUGUGCGCGUGUGUGUGUGUAUGUGUGUGUGUGUGUGUGGAUGCGUGUGUAUCUGAGUGUGGCAGAGACACAAGUAUUGUUUUUGCCUUGUAAAGACAAUGCUGGAGGAGUAUGAAUUAAGAUGUUACACAUAUAACUAUUUAUAACAGUACAGUAAAAACACUUAUACAAAACAAAUGUUGACAUAAACAUUAUUACAGUAAUAAUAAUUAAAAAAAGAGAUUUAGUAUGUUGUUUUUACAUUUUAACGAGGACAGUUUAUAGUCGUGACAGACAUGAUUUAUUUUAUAUAAUUUCUCCAUGUGCAGAAAUGACAUCAGACAUCAAUUUAAUGUUUACACUUCAAAGAGAGCUGUUUUUGUAUGUUUUGCAAUAUUUAAAUAUCAAUUACAGUUUUGUCUGUCUCUUUAAAUUGUUACAUUUCAUCUGUGGUGAACGUGUGGAAAACUUCUGUCAGCUUCGCAUUCUGUUUCUUCUCCCCCUUUGUCUUUAUUAUUUUUUAUUUUUAAAUCAAAGUAACGGCUUGUAAUUGAGAGGCCGAAGGUCAAAGUCGAGCGUUUGUUCAGCUCGUUGAAAACGGGUUUUCGGACACGUGAACUCUCUCUCCACUCGCGCCCACAAGGUCACCGUCAGCUGGCCGCCUCUCACUUCAAAGCCAAUAUUUGUCCUUGAGCUUCUUCAAGAGUAUUUAUUUGACUUUCUUGCCUUUUUUUUUUUUUUUUUUUUUUAAGACGAAAGCUGUACACUAAACUGUUUGUGUCUUAGUCAUGUUUUUACAAGAAAAACGAUAUAUUAGGCCUGUGUGUUUAUUGUCAAUGUGCUCUUGAAUGUCAUAUUUUAAUGUCGCGCUCAUCUAGCACUUGUUCACCUCUACGAAUAUCACUCACUGCAGCACAUCCGAAGUUAAGAGAAGGGUUCACGUCUCAAAUGGCUGUAGCGGGACGGUAAAUGAAGCUGAGCCGAAUCAGAAGGGGUUUGCCUUUUUUAACCUUUUGAAUUUGAAAGAUGAAGAUGCGCGCUCGCUUCUUGCUGCGAAGGUGCGAGCAUCUUCAUGCACACAAGGAAAAAACAGAAUUUGAGACACAACCAGUGUCUUUUGGUUUACUUCUUCUUUUUUGUCUUUUGAGAGCAGUGAACAUUUAUGCUGUCAAACCAAACCAAAAUGUCACUAUAUAAUCUGCCUUGUCAUUCGUUUUUACCCAUUGAAAACCCCCCCCCUGUAUUUCUGUGCAAUAGCGAGGACUUCAGCCGACCUGUAAGGAAAUCUGUUUGUUUUGCGUGUUACAGAUGUGUGAACUGCAAUGGGUAGCGUGUUCUACAAUAUUAGCCUUUGCAUCGAGUACUUCAAAUCUCCAGCUACAAGAAGGCGGGUUCAGCUGCACCUGGUUGGACCGACGGUUAGAAACAAUGUGGAGGGUGGUGUGUGUUUGGCCAAGCUUUUUGAGUGUUUUUAUUCAAUAUUUAAAAUGUGGUAUUGACGUGACUUUCUGCUCAGGGAGGCUGAGAUUGUUUUUCUAAAGCUGUCGUCGGGGCAAAACCUCUGCUCACCCUCUUCUAGUUUGGCAUUUGAAAAUGGCUUUAACUAAUCUGUCUAGAACUUCAUGAAUAAGAGCACUACAGGACAUGGUUUCGUAAUUGCAAUAUUUGAAAAAUAUUUAAAUGUUUUUAGAGAGGUGUCUGUUUGAACUAUGUAUUAUUACAUUAUUUAUAUCGAAGCCAAACUAGUAACUUGUUCUUAUUUAUAAACAUUUUUAGCAAACCUCGGAGCUAAUCUACAAAAUGUGAAAAAAAAAAAAGGAUUAAAUGAUUCAAAUGUUGUUUUUACAAACCAUUGUAAAAUGUGCUUCUGGACUUUUAGGGUCUCGGUGUGUUUGAAAGUAGUGCAACACGCUAGAAUGAAAGGAUUUGUUCACUCGUCUCCGGAAGCCUCUCUGCACACGUUCUGCACUGCGGUGGACCUCCAUCACGGCCACAGUGACCACAGCUGUCUCACCACCUCCAUGCUUUGCAUCAGUAUGCAUAUAUACGGCUCUCCCGUAGUAUCUCCAAACAAACAUUUGGGAGAAUGUCCGUUUUACAGAAGAAGAAAUACCGGAAAUGCAGACACCUUUGUGAACGGAGAAGAACACGAUGAACUGUAUUGCUGAGGGACACAGGGAUGGUUUGUGUCACAGGGUUUGGUUUUCACUCAGCUUUCAUACAGGACUGUCCCCGAUUAACAACCUAUGCAAUAUACUCUCACCGUCUGUUCAUUCAGACAGCCUCACGGCUACUGGCAUUUAAAUCACUAUUGCAUUAAAGGUAUUUUUUGUGGCUGUAUUUUUUGGAUUGUUUUUUUUUUUUUUUUUCUUUAAGCGAAUGGCAAGAAAACUCAGCCAUGUUUAGAAGUGAGCGGAUGAUCGACUGGACUGAUCACUUGGCACCUGUUCGGUAAAUAGUUGACUUGUCCCUCUCUGAAUGUCAGGCGGAUGGAGAAUGUGUUGUGCCGGGUGUACUAAUGAGUGAGGAGGAUGUUUUGGAACCCACGAAGGCUUACAGAAGACAUUUUGACAUGUCACAGUCAGAGAAGCACAGUUGUAAAUUGUGUCACUGGGAUGCAGGUUUGCAUUUUUAUAUAGUUUCAUCAGCCUUCAGGAGAGUCAUGCUCAGUAAAUAUGAAAGUCCAUACAACCGCCUGAAAAGAUCAAGUGCUGUCAGGUGAUGACUCGAUUUAGUUUUAUUUCAACCAUGUCUUGAAGAUUGUUCACUCUAAUGCGGUUUGUACUUCCAAAAUAUAACUUUCUAAGCAUGGUGUCCUCUUAUCAGGUUGAGGUUAAAUUGUCUUGGAGUUGCGGCUCAUGUUGCAAAAGAUAAUUUGGUCUCUGUCGACUAUUUUCUUACAGAGCCAAUAUAAUAAAUCACAAACUUACAUUAUAUACAGCAUUCGACACCCUCUGUCCUUAUAGACCCUCGACUCUGAUGAAGAAAACCACCAAAAUCCCCUUGAAUGGAGAAAGAAUGGGAGAAACCUCAGCAACAGAGGAGGGGAUCCUUCUUCCAGGAUGGACAGACAGGAAAUAGUAAAUGUCAUAAAUAAAUGUACAGAAAAAUGAGUUUGAAUGUGGACUGCGGCGGUCUGAAGGCUGGUGGGGGGUUUCAUUUGUGUGUAGCUGAUGUGGAGGGUGCUGUGAGUUUAAAGCAGCGAGUUCCUCGCCAGAUCUGUGUGUUCCUGCUGAAGGUGGUGAGGAGCUUUUGUGCUCUCAUCCAGGCCACUUUCUUGCUGGUUGAGCCUGAGCGCCACGGACGACUUCUGCUUCUCCUCCAGUGUUGCCAUCUGCUGGGUUUAAAGCUUCCUUGAGCUUGACACUUUCUUCUCACAAAAGGUUGAACUGAUCAACUCUCUGCUGCAACUCUGAGAUUGUUGUCUUGUUCUGUUUUAGGGCAUCUUGUCUUGCUCUCUGACUGCUGUUCUUUGAGCCCAUCUACCAUGCACCGGAGCUUAGUGAUGGUAUAAGUCUCUUCUGAGGAUUGCUAGAGGAUCGACUGCAGCCUGCUUUUCUAAAAUCAUCUGAUCAAAGCACUUCUUCUCAUAUUUAAGGGAAUACCCUAAGAAUUCGUCAGCGAUCCGACUCUUUUCCAAAGCCAGAGUCUUUUCAGAGAUCUCUUGGAUCUGGAUCUUUUUUUACAAGCUCUCGAGGACCAAGCCUGCUGCUUCUCGAUGGCCUCCUCGAGUCUGCUGCAAGCUCCUCGGUCGCCCUGAAGCUGCCUAUAAUCAAGCUUCCUCUCAUUUAGAGCAGCUUCAAGUUCACUUUGCAGCCUUUUGCUCUCAGAAGCGAGUUGUUGGUUCUCAUGAGUCAGAUGGUCCAGUUCUUCUGCUUCCUUCAGCUGCUGGGAGACAGCGGCCUCAUAGUCCCUCCAGAGUGAUCCGUUUUUUAGUUUAUUCCUCUUUGAGGUCUGAGGCUCACUGGUCCACUUUCUCCUGCAGUGAGGAGACAAUGUUGUCCUUGGCUUCAAUGAAGGUUCUGGAGAUUGAUGCGCUGGGAACGGAUUUAAUCCUCUUUUUCCAGACUUUUCUCCUGCUGAUCAAUGAGGCGGUCCUUUAGUUCCUUCAUUUCAGCACAAUUCCCCACAUCAUGCUCUUUUUUGUCCUGACAAGAGGACGCCUCAAGAUCCCUCUGGAGAUCACUC
Messenger RNA from Anarrhichthys ocellatus (wolf-eel), 5767 nucleotides. RefSeq names its product UBA domain containing 1 (gene ubac1). The record is from RefSeq and is a predicted model, not a curated record. The coding region runs from base 296 to 1555 and encodes 419 amino acids. NCBI's taxonomy places the organism in Eukaryota, Metazoa, Chordata, Actinopteri, Perciformes, Anarhichadidae. The transcript is spliced from 10 exons. Gene Ontology annotation, cellular component: ubiquitin ligase complex. Gene Ontology annotation, molecular function: protein binding.